UUUUAACCUAAAACAUGGCAUCAGGAGUUCCUCCUCAAAUAUGGGUGUAUAUCCCAAAUCAAACUACCCUGCUUAAUAUUUUACUAUCAGCGUUGUUCUGGGGAAUUAUCCAAAUGGUAGUAGCAAUAGUUUUGUUCAAUUCCCAGACUGAUCAUUUAGAGUAUUCGAAAAGGAAACCAAAGAAAAUGAGCAAAUUUGAAGUUUUGGAUACGAAAAACAGAUUUACCUCUCUCAUUCAUGGGAUAAUGUGAAUUUGUUUUAGCUAUUAUGAUGUCACAUACAUCAAAUUACCAUAUGGGUCUCCAAAUCAUCCAAUUCAGACGUUAUUAAUCACUCUUAGUCUUGGAUAUUUUAUUUAUGAUUUGAUAGCAAUGGCUUAUUACGGUGUUUUUGACAUUUGAUUACUAAUCCACCAUGGUAUCACUUGUUGUGGGUACUACCUCUCCCUUUGUUUUAGUGCUUCUGGUAGUGAGAUAAUGGCAGGAGUUUAUGUCUCUGAAAUUUCAAAUCCCUUCAUGCAUAUUUGGGUGAUAUGUCGUAAUCUUGGCUACAAACACACAAUGCUUAAUUCUAUUUCUCAAUAUUUAUACAUCCUGUUAUACAUAUACUAUCGACUGUUUAAAGGAAUUUAUGUCGUCUGGAACUGUUUUACCUGUCAGAACGGGAAUCACCCUAUUAUUAAAGCUUUAUCAGUAAUGCUGGCAAUCCAAUCUUACUUCUUUAUCUAUAAGAUGGCUAAUAUGUGUUGAAAUAAGCUGAAUUCUUCUAGACAUGCUAAUAAGAAGAGAGGGAAUUCAGUCUCUGAUUCUAGCGAAGAAACGACUGGGAAGAAAGAAGGCAUAAUGUGAUGGGCAGGCUGCGGAAACGGCGUUGAGUAAGGAUCAGUAUAACUUGGAGGCACAACGUCCAGAGUGGCAGCACAAGGAGGCUGACUGGAGGAACAAUUUUGUACUAAGAAAGUUUUAGU
Moneuplotes crassus is the source of this 967-nucleotide messenger RNA. The record is from the annotation of a GenBank genome assembly. Lineage: Eukaryota; Ciliophora; Spirotrichea; Euplotida; Euplotidae.